Struthio camelus australis is the source of this 1452-nucleotide messenger RNA. Lineage: Eukaryota; Metazoa; Chordata; Aves; Struthioniformes; Struthionidae. The record is from RefSeq and is a predicted model, not a curated record.
AUGGACAUCGUGGAGAGGGUCUUCGUCGUAGCCCAGGGCAUCUACACCCAGUUCGAACAAGUGAAGUGCUGCAAGCACCAGUGCCAGCGCCUGGUGGAGCGCAUCCACAUCUUGCUGGAGCCUGUCAGGGUCCUCAGGGCUCAGCCAGCAACACACAUCUCCCACCACGAAAAGGAACUGCUGAAGAGGCUGCUGCGGGUGCUGGGGGAGGCCCAGAAGCUGGUGAUGAAGUACAGCCAGGCGAGCUGGAUCCAGAAGUUCCUGCGAGCCCGCAGCAGCGGCGAAGAGUUUGUCUGGGUGAACGAGAGCCUGGAGGAUAUCGCCCAAGGGCUCUCGCUCCUGCUGCAGGCAGAGCAGAAACAGGCUUUCCUGGAGGCCUUCCAGGCAAAGACCUGCCGCUGGCAGGACGCCGAGGACCUGAGAAAUGACAGGGAUUUCUUGGACGAGGUGAUUGCAAGUACCGAAAACCCCACGGAUGUGGACAUCCAUCUCGAUAGGCAAUGUGUGGAGAGUAAGGUAGACUGGAUGCAAAGCGAGCUGAAUAAAGUCGUGCACAUGAUGGAGUGUUUGAAGAAAGUCGAUGUAGGUAAAAGAGAGGACAUCACUGAGAUUCAGCGGGAGCACCUCACCUUCCGCCGGCACCUGCAGGACACCAACAGCUACGACCUCUAUGAGGGAGAGUAUCUCAAGUACCCCGUCGCCAUCAAAACGUUCAAGAGGCCACUGACCACCGACCCUGCGAAGGUGAGGGACAUUUUUGAGAAGGAAAUUCAAACCCUGAAGAAGUUUGAGUCUCCAAACAUCCUGCGCAUGUAUGGCAUCUGCAUCGAGGAGCAAGAUCGGAGCCCUUGUUUCUCCAUUGUUAUGGAGUACUGCGAGCAUGGCACACUACGCGAGGUGCUCAGCAAGCAACAGCAGCUCUCCUGGGAGAGGCGCCUUCGGAUGGCCCUGGGAGCCGCAAGAGGGCUUUACCGGUUGCACCAAACAGAAAAGAAGUCCAGACUGCACGGAUGCAUUAACAGUAGCAAGUUCUUGGUGGCUGGAGAUUACUGUGUGAAGCUGUCAGGAUUUGAGCUGUGUGAAACAGAGUCGUCCAUCAAGAGGAAAGCCAAGAAGAACUGGAAACAAGUCUCUAUGUUGGCUUACGUUGCCCCUGAGAACCUGAAGGACGUCUACUACCCCUAUAAGAGGCCCUGUGAAAUAUACAGCUUUGGGAUCGUGCUGUGGGAGAUCGCCACCUCCAAAAUCCCAUUUGAAGGCUGCACUCCCCAAGAGAUCAGGGAGAAAAUCUGUGAACACCAUUAUCGGGAGCCUGUUGGGGAAGACUGUCCCAAAGACCUGGAGAAAAUCAUUGACCAGUGCCGGGCCUUUGACCCUUCCCAGCGCCCUUCUGCUGAGCAAAUCGUGGACUGGCUGGCUGACCUCAAGAGAAGCAGAAACCAAGGAAGCUAA